Molecule: messenger RNA, 2126 nt
Organism: Maylandia zebra (zebra mbuna)
Lineage: Eukaryota; Metazoa; Chordata; Actinopteri; Cichliformes; Cichlidae
Source: RefSeq, a predicted model, not a curated record
ACACGCUUUGUUUAGACCCCCAAAAUCCUUUCCACGCCCACCCCCGUGACAUCACGCUCCAAAGCCCUGUUACGUCACAGAACGUGGUGAUGUCAUAGUGACAGUCCUUUCAUCCUUUGAUGUUCAAGUCUAUAAAUAGAGGACAGCUGUCAAAGGGAAUUCAUUAAGCUAUCGUUUUGUUGGAGUGAUACAGCACAUAAAAAAGCAGAAAUGAGUUCGAAAGCUAACAAAGACAGAAAUGUUAAUUUCUCGAAAACAAUGGUUAAAAAAAGUGAAAAAGAAAAAGAAACAUAUGCCAGACAGUUCGAGCAAAGACUGCAGCCAAUGAUCGACGAGGUUGAAAAGCUCAAAACUGAGCUUGACUACUUCAAAAACCUGCAUACAGUCAAUAAGAAACGGAUCGAGGAUCUAACAAAAGAAAACAAUGAACUUUUGCAGAAUAAUAAGCUGCUGGGUUCGGUCUUGGAUGACAGGACAAACAUCGCAGACAGGUUGGACUCGAUAAAAGAUGACCACGAAGCUCUGGUAAAGUUCCGCGCAGAGACGGAGAAAACUCUGGCUGAGCUUAAAGAAAAACACGAGGACGAAGUCCAAGUCCUGCAAGGACUGCUGGAAACAGAGAAAGAAAAGGUGGCACGUCAGCAAUUUCACAACAGCCAAGUUGUUGAAUUAUUAUUGAAACGCCACAAAGAGGAAAAAAAUAAGAUGCAGCAGUUUUACCAGGAAAAUACUAAAAAACUGGAAAACAAAGCAAAUGCUGCAGACAGGAAGUUAGAAGAGGUGAUCAACAUGUAUGACUCCAAAAUAGAAAAGCUGCAGACGGCAGUAAAAAAUAGUAGAGGUGUGACCGUCAAUGCGGUUAAGGAACGCGAGGAAGAACGUCAAUCCUCGCAGGGUUGGAUUGACGGUGUUUUGUGGCAUAAUACACAGUUACAAGACGAAAAUGAAUUUAUGGUUAAAAACAUGAAAGAAUUAACAGAGGAGAAAGGUCAAAUGGGCAAAGUGAUAGACGACCAAAAGGCCCAGAAUAUGGCGAUCAAGCAGAAAUGCCAGAGUAAUAUUAGAGCUCUGGCCUUGGAAAAGAAAAUGAAGGCUAUGCUUGAAGACGAAGUUGAUUCUUUGAAAAAGAAAAUUGAAGACGUCAAAAAGGCCCUAAGCACAGAGCAGGAAAACCACAGAAAGACAGCAGUGGACCGGCACAAAGUAAAAGCGGCACACAAUCAGGCACUGGCUGAAAAGGUGGCGCUGGAAGAGAAACUGCGCUCCACAAAAAAGCAACGGGAAAGAUUUAUAUCCAAAGUGAAUUGGCUGGAGAAGAAAGAGCGCUACUUCCAAGAGGAAUUGUGCCAGUGCGUUUUGUCCUUUGAAAAGGCAUUUCCACAUGAAGGUCACUUGAGAGGAAAAGAAAAGGUGGAAUUUAGGGAUAUGUUCCACUACUUGAAAAAGAAAUACGUAGACGGAGUGGAAGGCACCCCCUUUGUUGGAACAACGAAGGAGUUUCUUGAAAAACAGCUGAACUGUCUACGUAUCAGAUGCAAGGAUCUAGAUGCAGCUUUACUAGAUAAAACACGGGAGCUGGAAUCAUUUAAAAAGCAGUACAAUGACAUGGUAAAGUCUUCCGAGUACGCUUUAUUCCGACAAAGAGAGGAGCUCAUUGGACCAGUGAACCAGAUUAUCCAAAAGGCUGCCAAUGAAGAAAAAGAGAUAGGUCAUCUAAAAUCUAGAGUGAAAGACGCUCAACUCCAGCUUAAAUUAGAAAAACAGAAAGGACAAAAGCUGGCAUCGUUGGACCAUAGAAGCAUGAUGGGGAGAUGUUCUGAGGAGACUCCGUCUCAGAUUAAUCCUCGUCCACUUCCAGGGAAAACUACAUUUAUUCAGGUACGUCCAAGACACCCUGGCAGAAGUGCAGGUAUGGCUUCCCCAGUGAAUCCUCCUGUAGAGUCUCCAUCAACACCACCUUUCCUCAAUUCUGAUGAUGGAUUACCACCAGUUGAUUGUUAAAAAUUAACUGCUAAAAUAGGCCAUUAGAAGUAUACUUCAUCUUGUCUCCCUAUAUCAUGGGUGGGCAUUCUCAGUCCACGAGGGCCGGUGUCCCUGCAGGUUUUAGAUCUCACCUUGGCUCAACA